AUGGCACCGGCCGUCCCCGCCGUCGCUGAGGCAGCGGCCAUUUCCUACUGCCAAAGGCAGAGCAGACCUGGCCUGAGGCCGGACCCCCCCUCUGCCGCCUCAAGCACGAGACAGGCCUCGACCAGCACCUGGGGGGGGGGGGUACUCCCGCCCUUCCCCUUUAUCCUCGCCUCUCUUCUUCCCAGGACAAAAACCCAGAACUUCUGCCGCAAUGAGUACAACCUGACCGGUCUGUGCAACCGUUCCUCCUGCCCGCUGGCAAACAGCCAGUAUGCGACCAUCAGGGAGGAGAAAGGUCGGUGCUACCUGUACAUGAAGACGAUAGAGCGGGCGGCUUUUCCCCGUCGACUCUGGGAGCGGGUCCUGCUAAGCAAGAACUAUGAGAAAGCACUGGAAGAGAUAGACGAGAACCUCAUCUACUGGCCACGGUUCAUCCGACACAAAUGCAAGCAGCGAUUUACUAAGAUCACACAGUACCUUAUCCGCAUCCGGAAGCUGACGCUCAAGCGACAGAGGAAGCUCGUUCCCUUACGCAGAAAGAUUGAAAGGCGAGAGAAGAGGAGAGAGGAGAAAGCCCUGAUCGCCGCUCAGCUGGAUAACGCCAUUGAGAAGGAAUUACUGGAAAGACUGAAACAGGAUACAUAUGGAGACAUUUACAACUUCCCCAUUCACGCCUUUGACAAAGCUCUACAACAGCAAGAUGCAGAAAGCGAGAGCGAGUCCGAUGCAGAGAAGGAAGAAGAUGAUGAUGAGGACAUGGAUAAAAGAGAGUUUGUGGAAGCAGAUGACAGCGACCUCAGCGACUUUGAGGACAUGGAUAAGUUGGAGACAAGUAGUGAAGAGGAGCAGGAGGAGGAGGAAGAAGUAGAGAAGAAAGCCCCUCGCUCCAAAUCUAAAGGGAAAACUCCACUGAAAGGACCAGCCAGAAGAAAACGUCCCUACAUUGAAAUAGAGUAUGAAGAAGAAACAGAGCCAGCCACCAAAACAAAAGCAGCCUGACUCCUUCCUGAACCUGGAUUUUGUACUGAAUGACAGGACUCCAGAUCCGUCACUAAAACUCCUUCCAGCUUUCACCACUCUGUGCAGGACCCUCAAUAUUUACUCCUUUUUUCAUACUCCAGACUAGCAAUUUUCUUUAAGAAAAGAAGGGUUUCUGUCCUGACCCCAGGCAAUCGCAGCAAGUUUGUACAACUCCUGCACGAAGUGCAGUUUUUAGGGAAGGCGACUCCCCACCGUCUCUACAACCACACAAGGCUCAGCUCGGACUGUGCUCUGGGAAGGAACCUAGACUGGGGGCACUGCUGCUUUGUUCUACAGCUGGAGAAGCCCGCAUGUGGCUAGGCGAGCAUGCAAGUGCGUCUUGUUUGGGGCAGGUAUGGGGCUAACAGGGGUGGGAUGAAAGAGACAGCAACUUUAAAUAAAUAAAAUUUACUGUACAAAAAGCGGGGGUGAGCAUUGAUCAGCCACGCCUCACGUGU
Molecule: messenger RNA, 1478 nt
Organism: Aptenodytes forsteri (emperor penguin)
Lineage: Eukaryota; Metazoa; Chordata; Aves; Sphenisciformes; Spheniscidae
Gene: MAK16
Product: MAK16 homolog
Exons: 9
Coding region: 1-999 (332 amino acids)
Biological process (GO): maturation of 5.8S rRNA; maturation of LSU-rRNA
Cellular component (GO): nucleolus; preribosome, large subunit precursor
Source: RefSeq, a predicted model, not a curated record